UGAGCCUUCCCGACGUUUCCUCUGAGUGACCGACCCUUAUGUCCUCGAGUCGACGGUGGCUGCCGAAGGAAGCGCUCAAGGACUAGAGUUGUUUCUGGCAAUCCUUCGUACAAUUUAAGAGUAGUAAUCAUGGUAUUCGAAAGAAAAAUGCUCACAACCGGCGAUCCCGAAGAUGAGGAAGAAGAUGCCCCUGAAGAGGAAGAGGAGGAAGAAGAGGAAGACCUGGUGGACCCUUUAGAAACAAUCCGUGCCAAGUGUGAGGAGACGGAACACUGCGUGCACUUAAAGGAGCGUCUGGAGCUUUGCGAAACCCGCGUCAACUCCAAAUCCAACACAACGGAGGAGUGCACAGAAGAGCUCUUUGACUUCCUGCAUGCGCGCGACCACUGUGUAUCCCACAAACUGUUCCACAACGUGAAAUGAUCUGCCCACCAACCACCUGCAGCUGUGUGAUCAACGUAACUGCCACGACUGUAAAAUAAGGAGUACCUGCAAAUUGUUAUUCUAGAUUAAUACAUACCAGAUGGAGACAUACUUUUUACUGUGUGCAUUUGCGUGUAUUGUACGAGGCAGUCUGUACAUAGUUAAAGUAAAUCCUGCUUUUAUGGACUCAAGAUUUCAGAAUUUCAUUGUGGUCAGUGUCUUUUGAGAAAGAACAAGCACUUCUGUUGAUGCAUGACUGUGGUUGUGAUUUUUUUUCUUUCUGGACUAGUACGGGAAAUAAAAGUUGUCUUUGGUUGCCAAGUUCA
Molecule: messenger RNA, 749 nt
Organism: Hippocampus zosterae (dwarf seahorse)
Lineage: Eukaryota; Metazoa; Chordata; Actinopteri; Syngnathiformes; Syngnathidae
Product: cytochrome b-c1 complex subunit 6, mitochondrial-like
Exons: 4
Coding region: 130-423 (97 amino acids)
Biological process (GO): mitochondrial electron transport, ubiquinol to cytochrome c
Source: RefSeq, a predicted model, not a curated record